CGAAAAUUUGGCAACAUUGUAAAGUUUUUAAACGUCAACAAACCAAACGGUUGUUUUGAUUGUUUCGAACGGCUUUUAUCAAUGUCUAAAGGCUUUUUUCAUUUUUUACAGGUAACAAAAACGAAAAUAUCGCUCGACAUUCAAUAGAACCGUUCCUAAACUGCGAGACUCGAGCUCCACCAUGUUUUCCACCCCCGCUAUAAAAGUUUAUUCAGAAAAUUCCAACGCAAUUCAAAGGAAACCUGGCGUGCAAAGCGCCAGGAAGCCUCUCUUCGAUAGAUCAGUGAAUAAAGCAUCGCUCAGCGUGAAAUCGGAGCAGAAGCAGAAGAAGCCGAUCGUAAAGACACCAAUCGUAAAGACACCUGCUCCUCAAGUUGAUAACAAUAUCGAGUAUUCUAACAUUGAAUUCGAAGAUCCUUUUAGCGAUGUUUGGAUGCCCUUGGAUAUCGACAAACACAUUGGAAAUGUGGUGAAGGCUUUGUUGUGCGAUUACUCGACGCCUCCCCCAUCGCCCCUGCGUAUUGACGAAGACACCUUCAUCGAUGAAGACCUGUUGAACCCCCCCGAUCUUUUUCCCGAGAGAAUAAAACCUUUGGAGUUACCCGAAAUUGAGUUACCGAAGCUGGUUUUCUCCGAUGACGAAGAAUUUCCUUAAUAAUUACCUAUAGUUAUUAGAAUUUAUACUAGGUUGUACAAGUUUUGGAUUUUUUUUUUAUUUAUCACCCUGCAACUUGAUGUUUUUAAGUAAUUGAAUUUAGUAUUUAUAUGUUGUUUUAUU
Phyllotreta striolata is the source of this 778-nucleotide messenger RNA. Lineage: Eukaryota; Metazoa; Arthropoda; Insecta; Coleoptera; Chrysomelidae. The record is from the annotation of a GenBank genome assembly.